Messenger RNA from Anisakis simplex (herring worm), 1200 nucleotides. The record is from the annotation of a GenBank genome assembly. NCBI's taxonomy places the organism in Eukaryota, Metazoa, Nematoda, Chromadorea, Rhabditida, Anisakidae.
AUGUUUAUGCCAAAGACUCAAGUAGAUACGAGUCUUUCCACCCUGCAUUUGUCGAACGUAAACGAUCUGCGAAAGGAUAUUUCAACAAGCUUCUUCGAUCAGUGGAUCACAAACCCUACCCUAUCUGUAACAUCAUUCUUUGUCAUCAGUGCCACUGUUAGCUCGUAUGGAUGGUUUCUGAAGUGGAAUGUAGCAGAAGAACAGGAACGAAGACAAAUUUACACCGUGAAAUAUUGGCUGAAAUUCUAUAUUCAUCGGAUGAUUCGUCUUUUGCCCGCAUACUUCUACACGCUUAUAACCGUAACGUAUAAGUCAACAAAUCAUUCGUAUAGUUCAGCAUGGCCUCAGACUGAUCCAUACGUACAAUGUCGAAAGCAUUGGUUGGAACAUUUACUGCUACUGAAUUGUUUUGGUAAAGCGACGUGUCUUGGAUGGACUUGGUAUGUCAGCGCAGAAUUUUUCUGCUAUUUAGCAUCACCGAUAUUUUUGAUCACUUUGGCGAUCAAUUCAUGGAUCGGGAUCGCCGUAUCGAUCUUCACAAUCGGUUGCUCAAGUGUGUAUGCAGCAUUUUUAAUAUUUCGAGACAACUUGCCACCAGUUCCUUUAAUUUGGUCCAUACAAUACGGCUAUGAUAUCGAAUAUUAUCAUCAUGUGACCAGUGUAUAUAUACGACCUGAACAACAUAUCAGUGCUUAUGUUAUCGGUUUACUGCUCGGCUACCUUUUGACCACACUGAAAAGAGAGUCUCAACGGAAUACUUCACUAAACACCCGUGUUUGGUUGGGAUGGCUAAUAGCGUCAAGCUUUGGUUUCAUCUCGUUAUUUGGGCUUUAUCCGGUUAUACAGAAACUUCCCAACGUGCAUAUUUCCAGUGAAAAGUUUCAGGCUUAUUUGGUUCAUAUGGUGCACAUAGCGAGUGUACUUCAAGGUCAACGAUUUCCACUGGUCUAUCGCGGUCGUUAUCAAAUUUUUGCAUAUGUUUCGAAAACAGUUUUGCUCAGCUACUUUUUUGCUUUAUUCGCAGCAUUUAUUGCUGAAUAUCCAGCAAUGAACCUGGAACGUAUCAUAUUCUCGAAGAAAUCAAUCCCGAAUGGUCGCAUGCCAAAUGAAGACACCAAAAAACUGAUGCAUUACGGGCACAAAACUGAUCUUGUUGCGAAUGAUCAACAGAACGUGAAUGAAAUGAUCAACCGACGAUGA